GCAAGAAGUCCCAAUCAGAACCAAAUAGGUCAAUUUUAUGGUUCCAGGAAUGAAUAAAGUCAAUAGGGACAAUCCCUCAAUUGCCAAGAACAGCCUCCGAAUCAUAGAGGUCUAUCUUGACAUACUUGAGGGGUGAGCACUUGCUUCUGCAAUACAGAAUCCUGGCCAAACAAGAAUGCAGCGCCUUCUGUGACAAGUGCAGCCAACAAACCAUGAUCCAGCUCUAAUAAUUGGAAGACACAAAAUUGCUUUACAAAAGGCAGAGAAGAGACCAGUGAACAUAAUACACAGAAAAGCAAUGCCAUACUGGAGACUGAACAUGCAUGAAAUGGAGUAUAGCUAUUAAAAGUUUAAUCCUUAUAUUCCAUUUCAUGGGAAGCAGCAUAUGUCUUGAUAGAGAGAUUCAGAUACAUGAUUAUCAUCAGGGAAAAUCUCUUUCUGUAGAAGGAACUAGAUGACGGUGGCCAUUGUGACUGACUCAUUCUUGAUGACGGCUGAAAUUCUAUAUUUCAGUUAUGAAUUUUUCACCUAGUGAUUUGUAACUGCUCCUUAUUAAAAAUGGAAAAUCAAGAUGGUGUGCAAGGAAGCAUCAUGGGGAGGAGAUAACCAAAGUGACCAAGAAUUCAUCUUACUGGGAGUGGCUGACCGCCCCCAGUUGGAAAUGCUCCUCUUUACAAUUAUCUUGGUCUGUUACAUGAUGUCUCUUCUGGGCAAUACAGCUAUCAUUGUGGUGUCAUAUACUGACCCCCGCCUACACACUCCCAUGUAUUUCUUCCUCAGCAACCUCUCCUUCCUUGACCUCUGUUACACCACCAGCCUUGGCCCCCACAUGCUGCUGAACUUCUGGAGAAGAAGCAAGACCAUCACCUACAAUGGCUGUGCAGCUGAGUUGUACAUUUCUCUUGCCUUGGGCUCUACAGAGUGUAUUCUUCUGGCUGUCAUGGCUUAUGACCGCUAUGCUGCAGUCUGUCAUCCGUUGCAUUACACUGCCAUCAUGAGCCACUCUGUAUGUUUCAAAAUGGCUGCCUUCUCCUGGGUGAGUGGCUUCAGCAACUCACUUGUGCAAACAGUGCUGACUCUUAGACUCCCACGGUGUGGACGGAACCAGAUAGACCAUUUUUUCUGUGAGGUGCCAGCCUUAAUUAAACUGGCUUGUGUUGACACUACAGUCAAUGAAACCGCACUCUUUCUUGCCACUGUGUUGUUUCUUCUUGUGCCCCUGGGCCUAAUCAUAGUCUCUUACAUCUAUAUUGCAAUUGCUGUGUUAAGAAUCAGUUCAACUGCAGGCAGGCGUAAAGCCUUCAACACUUGUGCCUCCCACUUGAUUGUGGUGUCACUUUUCUAUGGCACAGCCAUUUCCAGUUAUAGUCAUCCCAGUUCCAAAAACUCCCGUGAUCAAGGCAAGAUGAUGGCUCUCUUCUAUACAUUUAUAACUACCAUGCUGAAUCCACUCAUUUAUACUUUGAGGAACAAAGAAGUACACAGAGCUCUAGGAAGAGCAGUGAAGAGGAACUAAGUCCAAUGGGUUCCCAGUUUUAGUCAGAGGGUCAGUC
Molecule: messenger RNA, 1553 nt
Organism: Sceloporus undulatus (fence lizard)
Lineage: Eukaryota; Metazoa; Chordata; Lepidosauria; Squamata; Phrynosomatidae
Product: olfactory receptor 2G3-like
Exons: 4
Coding region: 572-1516 (314 amino acids)
Biological process (GO): G protein-coupled receptor signaling pathway
Cellular component (GO): membrane
Molecular function (GO): olfactory receptor activity; G protein-coupled receptor activity
Source: RefSeq, a predicted model, not a curated record